Molecule: messenger RNA, 663 nt
Organism: Spathaspora passalidarum NRRL Y-27907
Lineage: Eukaryota; Fungi; Ascomycota; Pichiomycetes; Serinales; Debaryomycetaceae
Gene: URA5
Product: orotate phosphoribosyltransferase
Exons: 1
Coding region: 1-663 (220 amino acids)
Biological process (GO): pyrimidine ribonucleoside biosynthetic process; 'de novo' pyrimidine nucleobase biosynthetic process; pyrimidine nucleotide biosynthetic process
Cellular component (GO): cytoplasm
Molecular function (GO): orotate phosphoribosyltransferase activity
Source: RefSeq, a predicted model, not a curated record
AUGUCAUACAAAUCAACCUUUUUAGAAACUGCUCUUGAAUCCGAAGCAUUGAAAUUCGGUAGUUUUACCUUGAAAUCCGGACGUCAAUCCCCAUAUUUCUUCAACUUGGGACAUUUCAACACUGGUAAAUUAUUAUCUAAUUUAGCCACAUCUUAUGCCCAAGCCAUUAUCGCUUCUGGUUUACAAUUCGACAUCCUUUUCGGCCCAGCUUACAAAGGUAUCCCAUUAGCUGCGAUUACUGUUGCCAAGUUAGCCGAAUUAGACCCUGAAAAUUACGGAAGCAUAGGAUAUGCUUUCAACCGUAAGGAAAAGAAGGAUCAUGGUGAAGGUGGUUCCAUUGUUGGUUGUGCUUUGAAAGACAAGAAGAUCUUGAUUAUCGAUGACGUUAUCACUGCUGGUACUGCCAUCAACGAAGCCUUUGAAAUCAUUGGUAAUGAAAAGGGUCAUGUUGUUGGAUGUAUCAUUGCCUUGGACAGACAAGAAUUGCCUACUGAUACUGCUACAAUUUCUGCUACUCAGUCUGUUUCUGAAAGAUACGGAAUCCCAGUUCUUUCCAUCGUCAGUUUGGCUGAAGUUAUUGACAUUUUAUCUGGUAAAAUCAGCGACUCUGAUUUAGCCUCUAUUCAAGAAUAUAGAAACAAGUACGGUUCUAAAAAGAACUAG